Molecule: messenger RNA, 8627 nt
Organism: Varanus komodoensis (Komodo dragon)
Lineage: Eukaryota; Metazoa; Chordata; Lepidosauria; Squamata; Varanidae
Gene: ICE1
Product: interactor of little elongation complex ELL subunit 1
Exons: 19
Coding region: 1019-7468 (2149 amino acids)
Source: RefSeq, a predicted model, not a curated record
UGGCCCCUUCCGACUCUACAAUUCUAUGAUUCUAUGAAAAAAUGGUCAGCACUUCUGUGAGUGAAACGUCUUAAUGGGUGAGAUUGCGUGAUCUGGUCAGAAACCCGUGUAAACUGGUCACAAGCUGUCUAAUUAGCAUAAUCACCCUUUCUGCGUUUGGGUUGAGUAUGUUGGAUCCCAGCAUCCCAGGACUCGCCUUGAGUUUCAGGAUGGUUUGUAAGCCAUCCCAGCCACCCAGCUUUACCACGUGGCUUAUUUCCCUCUGUGAUUGUGUGAACAUCAUCCAUAUGCCCGUCUCGGUGUCAUUGCACAGAAGGUGAAGGAAGUUGUAUUUGAGAGCGAGUUCAAACAGAUAUUCCUAGGAAGUAAAUUAGGAAUAGCAGAGGUGUUGUACCACACACCUCAUCUAUUAUAUCCCAUUUCCCAUCUCAAAAACCCUGGAGUGGUUCAUGACGUAUAACCAAAAAAUGCAUUUCAAAAAGCAGAGAAGGCUCUUUGCCAUCUUGCUGCUGGAUGUGACUCCUCACAAUGCAACCCAGACAGAAAGUUCUCCCCUGAACAUUUAGUGGUCUUCCAGGUCUAUACAGGGCAAGGCUGUUGAUAUAAUGCUAUCUAAAGCUGGUGAGCCAUCAAGUAAGAGUAAUAGGGUCACACUCCCUUUCUCUCCCUCUCCUGAUAAAUUGAUAAAGGUAAUCCAGCUAAGCGGUCAAGGUUGAUUCUGUCCCUUAUUCCUGUCCCUCCAGGAAUGUCUGUCUGCAACUGGUUUUGCACCACCUUCUCGAGCACCUUGCUCAAAAAGGGGGUAUUAGCUAGCGCCCAGGGGAUAGUUACUAUAGUUAUUAUUUCUGGAACUGGUGAAGGCUUUUCCAGAAGUGAUCAGACUACUCCCGCUUUAAGGGCAAGAGGGAUCCUUCACUCAAGAUAUGAUCGUCGCUUCCUGGAGCCAUCACGUUACUCUGUGUCUGCUGCUUCAAAUCAGCCAUGAUGGGCAGAGGAGGAUACGUGGUUGCUUGAACUGAUGCAGUCAUCUCGUCUGCAUCCUCAGGCUGCAGCAACUGGAACAGUUUCUAGAAAACUGGGCAAGAAUUUAAAUGAAUAUGUAGCUGCCUUAAUUGCGUUAAAGCAAAAGAUAAUUGAUACCGACCACCUGUUGACCGAAUACCAACAAAAGUGCAACGAGCUUCAGUUUGCUAAAAGGGAAAAUAAUACUCUCCAUCAGCAAGUGGAACAAAUGUUCCAGAAACUAUCACCUCUCAAAAAGUGUGAAGAAGAGCUGGGAACUGUGAAAGCAGAGUUGGAGGAGAAAAAGAGUUCACUGAAGAUAUACCAGGAGACACAUCUGGAAUACAUUCGUGUGAAAGACGAAAUGGACAAAAGUGAUAUUGUGAAGAAAAAGCUGGAAACUAAAGUGAAGAAGCUUGAAGAGGCUGCAGCAAAACACAUCCAGGAGUUCAAGCAGUUGAAAGCAGAGAAGAAAGUUCUUGAGAAGGAGCUGAAGAAAGCACAGGAAAAAAUUGAAGGCUUUCCUAAUACAAAGCAAAAGAAAGUGCUGAAGAAUGCAGAGACCCAGAGUGAGAGAGAGAAUCCUGUAGCAAACCUAGACAAAGAAAAAAUUAAGCUGCUGCUGGAUGAGCUGUGGACGUGUAUUGAUGGCUCCACGGGGAAACAUCAGAGGAACAAAAAUGACUACAUCUUAGAAGCAGUGCAGAAUCCUCAAAAGUUCAAGAAACGUCGAAGAGAGAAGCCACCCAGCAGCUCUUCACCCGAAACCUGCGCAGCACAAACCUCGUUGGCGUCAUUGCAGAUAACUUUGGACAGCAGGACUGCCAGCUAUGAUGGUCCAGUAGGAGGCCAAGCCAUGGACAUGACCGACGUGUUCGACAGUGACAGCGAAGGUGGAUCUGUAGAAGUUAUCGCGCAGACGGAUGUGGCAGCGUGUGACAUGGCCCUGUUCAGCAAGGAACAGGAAGAGCUUGGUGAAAACCUGCGAGAUGUUUUGAAGUGGGGUCGGCCUCUUCCUCCGCUGCUGUCUCCCAUACAGUUUUCCCCAGCCGCGACUCCAGAUAUGUUAUUUGGAGACUUAACAGAUUCCAGCGAUGAUGAAACAGACCGGAAUGCACAAAUGCUUGAAAAUAUUAUAGAAGAAUGUGGUCGUGAUGGACCAGCAGUUGAAACUCUUCAUGAAACACAUUCAGCAGAAUCUUUGAACAAAUGCAGGCUCUUUAGCGUUGAUGGCACAAAUAGUGAUUCUCAGGAGUCACCUGAAAAACUAGGACAAUUAAGCAAUGGAGAGUCAGUUCUACGUCCUGACUCUGGGACACCCAAAUCAAGAUGCCAUGAUGAAGGAGAUGCCACAUCAGAGGUUGAAGAGAGACAUCUAGAAGAAAAUUCAGACUGCAUGGAAGCACCCCCAACUGCUGAAAUAGCAUGCGGUGCAGAGCAUUUUGUUAUGACAGAAGCAAAAGAUGGACUCUUGACGCCUCAUUUAAUGAGCAUUGCUGUACAGGAUCAAGAAAAACCAACAGAGCCAGUGCAUAUGCAGAAAAUUGUUUCAAACGAUGUUCUGCAAGUGCUGGAGGAAGCUAAUGACGGCUUGAAAGAAGAGGAUCAAGAAGAGCUAACUGGAACAACAGAAGAUUGGCUUCAGACUCCCAAUGGCAGCAGUAGGCAACAUUCAGAAGAGUUUGUAUUAGCCACUGAAAAUGUGCUGGUAGCCCCUGAAAAAUGUUUUGAUGGAUCGAGUGAUGUGAUAGAAAGAGGAGGAGUGGUGAAAGAUGCCACUGCAGACAUCCAGACACCACCUGAUCUAGGAAGACCAAGACCUCUUGAUGAAGAGCAUGGGGACCAUGCAUCAAGUGAAGGACUUUGCACAGGCAGAAACAAUAAACCAUCGGUGGAAGAAAAAAUGAAUGUCGACAACGAUAAAUUCUUUUCUCAGACAGAACAUCCAAAUGAGCAAGUCCUGCAGCAGGGUUCUGAAGUCACGUUUGCGCAACCCAUUGAAAUGGUUAUUCCGGCUCCAGAUGCCUCUGUCGAAAGACCACGUGUAGAAGAAAAGGACCGCAGCGAAGAGAAGUGCAGCAAACAACAGGAAGCUGAGAUGAAUGCUGAGAAUGAGCCACUGAAUGUAGAUCCACAUUUGCAUAUUACAGUGGCAACUAAUGAAGGCAAGAAAUCAUUGUGUCAUGUAGAAGAGAUAAUUGAGGGCAAGAAUGAAUGCAGCACUGCCCCUGUUAGAUAUGUGAAAAAUGGAGAUGACGACCAACCAAAAAUGGAUUGCAGCAUGAUGGAUGAGCCCACCUCAGGGGACAUUAGUAAGAAAGACUGCCUACAAAUAGAGCAAUUCAUUGACCAGAAGGAUUCUAUUCAGUUGCUGCAAGAGGAACCCGUAUUACCGGCUCAGGUCUCUGUGAUAAAAGAGUGUUUGUUGCUCUCUGAGAGACCUGUUGAAACAAACAAUGCAAUCCCUGGAUCCACGGAUGACACCGGACAUGCUUCAGACCCAGGGCAUGUUGCAGCGGUGGGUGCUGAAUCUGAAUGCAAGUCCCAACUCCAUAGCAUGUCAGGCAGCUUUCCAUUCGCUGAGGCUUCUAAAGAUGAUCAGAGUCUGAGAGCAGAAGGGCUUGAAGAAGACAGUAAACAACUGAAAAUUGCAGAAACUAGGUCUGUGCAACUUCUUAUCACAGGAAAAAGUGAAAAGGCACCCCCUUCUGGAACUGUUUGUAACAGAAACGCCGAGUCUAGUUUGAUCACUGGAAAUACGCAGUGUGGAAUAAAUGGCACAGCUCAAGAAAUGGCAGAGUGGAAUGACAAGAGCAGGUCCUCUGAUCUCGGAGAGUCUGUUGCCGAAGAAGCAAAUUAUGAGUGCUCCGUAGCAAAUGAAAUGGCAUCAGAACUGAACAUGAGUGAAGGUCUGGCUCAGAGCAUGAGCACACACAACACAGAACCAAGGAGCAUUGGGUCCAAACCCUCCAUAGCGUCUGUGGAUGUCCCCGCUUCCAAACCGGGAGUUGAUUUUGAAGUUUGCAGCAGUGAUAGCCACUGCUCUGACACUGCUGCAAAAGGUCUGUUUUCUGCCCCAGUAUGUAUUGCCCCUUCAUCUCCAAAGAGAAGCAGCGCUGAGCAAGGCAGCCUUCAGUCCCUGGAUUGUCGCAGUCCUGACAGCAAAAAUGAAGUGGAAAUCGAACAAGCCGGAGAACCAGCCGUUUUUAGCAAAACCGAAGUACCAGUUCAGGUUGAAGGCUCUUGUAGUGGCGAUAGCUCUGAAGCACUAACUCUUGAGACGUUUACUCGAUACAGUGUUAACACAGUAGACUUUUGCACAGCAGACAAAUGCAUACUUGAUGAUAAGGAGCCUCCUAUUCCCCCCGAUCAUCAGUUAAGCAGUCCUUCAGAAAGCUGUGCUGCUGAAGCUAUAAUUAAAGGAACAGAUGAAAUAACGAGCAGCGGUUCAAGAUCUGAAGGAGGAGAUGAAAUGAAGAUACCAGAAAGCGCAGUAACAGGUACGAAUUUGUCCGUCUCCGAUUCAGCAAAAGAAGAAAUGUGCCUGAUACAAAAGGUGAAUUGCGCCGAACUGCAGCCAUGCCUUGCCGUGCCGAACGAUGACUUGGCUACGAGCAGAAGUUCUUGUGCAGGUGCAGCAUCCGGUAUGGCUCUUGCAUGUGUUGAUGGGCAUGAGUUGCCCCCUGGCGCAGAAGGUGCAUCUUCAGAAGGCAGGCAGGCUGCGAUGCAGGACAAUGACUCCCGCACUGGUGGAAUCGUUGAAAAGGCAGGGGAACGUUCCUGUGCAACAGGAUGGGCACGUGGUACUGAGAAUACGUCACUCCAGUCCGAAGUCUCCAUAGCAGUGGGGAUGCCGGAAGAGAGGCAGGCAGAGCAAAGUAUGCCAGCCGUUGCUUCAUCACCAGGGAUGGUGCCAGUGCAGCCCCCGUCUGGGCAGUCGUCUCCCAGUAGCCCCCAUGGAAAUGGUGACAGUGUUGCACCAGACACAAGGUGCUUUCGUACUGGUGUAGAAUUUUUAGGGGGUUGGUCAGAUGUCAGUAAAGGGGAACUGAGUGCUGAGCAAGAAAAAAGUAACACUGUUUCCGGGGACAGCGCAAACUCAGAACAAAGCCAUUUAACACCAUGCCAUGUUGACACUGGCAGUGAUGCAGGGCAUAACGAGGAGUGCCACGUAAAGACUGACGGGCAAAGUCUUGCUGCUGAAGUCAGCUGUAUUUCCGUGCCGUGUGUCUUGGAAAAUUCAAACUCGGGCUGUAAAGAACAAAACACAUCUGAGGAACUGAAAUCGCCCGUUGUUGUUUCACUUUGUGCGGAGAAUGGGGCAGACCAGGAUCUCAAACCACCAGACCCUAUAAACAUUUCAGCACAAGUCGGUGUGAAAGGUGGUCAUAAGAGGCUUCUCCCAAGAAUGCCUUGCCAUAAAGGGGAAAGGAAGAGUCGGCACACCCUCCUGACUGAAAUCAUUUUAGCCAGUGCGGAUGCUUCCACCCCAACAAAGCAUUAUCCAAAAAUUCUAAAACGAAUUAGGCAAGAGAUGGGUCCCCCGUUACCUCCCUUGCUCACCCCCUUGAUAGCCACACCACCGAGAACUGUUCGGCCCAUUUCCCCGGUAAUGCCCACCUCUAGCCAGACAUCUUUGCCACCCUCCCUCGAUGAACCAAUUUCUCCUCUUUGUGAAGCUCCACUUCCUCCUCACACGUCACCGUUGUCAGAAACCCCUAAAUGCACGUCACCUGCCCCAUCUGCUACGCCUCCUCCCUUUGAAACAUCAGUAGGCCAGAGAAUUCUCUCUUCCCCUCUUCAGUUUUGUGCCGCCACUCCCAAGCAUGCCCUUCCUGUACCAGGAAGACUUCCUCCAUCUGCAGGUGGUGCUGCUGCUCCACCUCUACCUCAGGAAAACUCUGUGAAAAUUUUGGACAGUAUGUAUCCGGAGCUAUCCGCCCGAGCAAGAACUCUCAACAUCCUGAAAGGUAACAUUCAGCUCGGUCGGUCCUCUUCUCUAGAUGGCAAGAGCAUCCCCAAGCCUGUCCACCAAAUCAGUGGCUUUAAAGCCAUCACGUCCUCAUCCACUGCGUUCGUUAAAACGGGGAUGAAAUUCAGCUCCGACCCUGAGCAGCCAUUCUCCGUUGUGAGCGAGACUGGGAAAAGGAAGUUGGCUCCCGUGGUCCAGCCAAAGAGCACCAAAAGACCAAGGCCAGACGGCAGGGCACCAAAAUCAGACCCCUGCAAGGAAGAGCUUUCCGCUGGCGUCUCAGAUCCUCAUGUGUGUUUCCCUGCUGUUGAAACUGUCGAUCCGAACAACGGGGGUGUUACUCAGCCAACAGGUGACUGUGCUUCAGAAUUGCUUUUGGCAGUGGAUAAUGAAGGUGAUCCUGAUAGUAGGUCUGUGGCUGUAGCACUGGAAAAAGUUUCUGAAGCCUGUUUUGACCUGCUGCCUGUUAUCCGUAGCCACAUUCUUGUGGGAAAUACCUCCGGGGUCCCAGUAAUGAGAGAUGAAGAAAAAGAAGUUGUCCAUGAAUUCGGUGUCACAAAGAAGCACCUGGCUGAACCAGCCCUGCAGGCUAUUCUGGAUAAGCUGAAGAGACAGAGGAGGUCCUUGGCCCAUAAUUGCAUUCAGUCCCUCUGCAGGGUGUAUGUUGGAAUUUGCCGGCAGCUUGGAGACCUAGAAAAAGCACGCCUGUUUUGCUACACUCUCCUUAAGGAAGACUUCCCCAGAUUCGACAAGCUAACCGUGUUUAUUGGGAACAUGUGGAGUGAGAUAUUCUGCUCUGAAAGCGUGGUGAACAAAGCAGUCCAAUUGGUAGCCAGACAGCGUGCAAGAGGAGAAGUACUGAAAUGCCUGAGAACUUACCUGAACUGGGAGGAGAACGCCCCAGCGGAGAUUAGCGUGAUGAUCUCCAGCCUUCUUUUGGCGAUACGGCUGUGUCCACAAAUGGAAUUUCAGCACAGCGAACACUGCGGGGAAGACCUGAAAGAAGCCACAUGGGAAUACGUGUUUGCGAUUGAUCUGCUGUGCACACAUCAAAAAUGGUGUUGGACGCAUGACAACAUCAUAAGUAAAGAACUCUGGCCUAUCAUGGAUAAGUGGAUGAAGAACAGGAAGGCCCCCGGAAGCGCAUCUUACCCUUCCGAUAUAAUCGUUGCCACGGUGCUCCGGCUGAUUGGUCGCCUGGGCCAGAUGGGGCUGAGGGAAGGGUUCUUUCCCGCUGUGGAGAAUAUCAGCUCGGUCAUUGGAACGUUUCUCCAGCACUCCAAAGAGAAAGAUGUGGCCUGGGGAGUCCAGCUGGCGGCCGCGUAUGCGCUGUGCGACUUGAGCCCGAGCAAUCCGCCUCGAAUCCUGGAGUCCAUCCGCGUGUGGGAGGCGGCCUGCACCAGCCCCAUUCCUCCCGCCCUCGCAAGCAGCAUAGCAGAAGCCAGCAGCCUGCUGACAUGCAGGCAGGCAGAGAGUGACAGCUCUUCCGUAUGAAGGUUCUCCUUUCUUCAAUCAGACAGGAAAAUGAAGGAGUGCCGCCUGAAGGGAGCCGAGACAGAAGAGACGCAGGCCAGGCGAGGAGCCUCACCCCUCUCUCCUCAGGGGCCACGCAAGGCACAGGCUGUUGCGGGAGGUGAUGGACACGUUCGUUCAGUGUAGCCUGAGGUGCUGGGCUCCCGUGAAGCAACACAUAACGGAGCAUCACCUUGUCUGCCAUAAGAGAAAGACAAAACAUCUUCUUCCUGUUCAAGCUGGGGAAAAGAAAUCUAUGCAAGUAGAAGCGUUCCCCGUUAAAUCGUUUCCAGGACAUGAACUCCAGCUUCCUGAGAUUCUGGUCUUCCUCGAGUUAUGGCAAACACUUUUCAGACAGUUUUCACUGAAAACAUUUUAGCAGAUUUGUUUUAACGGUGUUGAAUCAUACUAAUUUCUGUAGAGGUUUGAGGUCAGCUGUGAAGAGGGACUGCUGCUUUAGGUGUGUACUCACAUCCCACUGCUUCUGCUUUGUGAAGGCUUGUGGUAUUGUUUCAAAAUCCUUCCAGCUUUUUGGAACAGGGAUGUAAAAAUAAGUCAUCAUGGGAACUGGUAUCUUUGCUGAUGACUUUUAGCUUUCUUAAAAACUUGAUUUGUUUCCUUCCCAGAUUUGCAGAACUGUCUCAAAAGGAGAAAUAGAUAAAUUUGAACCGCAUCAUGUUCUUCAAACGUUUUUGUAGCUCUUUGGAUUUUAAUGGUGUAAUGCUGGGGUGGGCAAUUUGGGGACCUCCAGAUGUUGGCCUGGAGCUUCUAUCAUCCUUCACCACUGGCUAUGCUGCCUAGGGCUGAUGUGUAUCCAAAAACAUCUGGAGGGUCACACAUUGGUCUGUUCCUGGUUUAAUGGAAGUGUGAUCUGAUUUCAGUAACUCUUAACAUCUGCGUUAUAUAGAAGAUUAAGAUGCCUUCUCUGUGAGAAUGUGUAUAUAUGGUAUAUUCAUAUAAUGUGUUUCACAUUUCAUGUUGUUCCACUUUGGGAAUUUUACUAUCUGUAUAUAGAAACUGGAGUAAAAACACACAUGAAAAACCCCUUUGCAUUGUUUAAAUUUCUUAUUGUAGCUUCACUUGUUUGCAGAUUUUUUUUCAAUGUCUAUAACCUUUUUUUAAAAUAAAUAUGAUUUCCGCA